AGGCACGUACGGCGCGGUGGUACACUUCAGGUACGGAUCACCUGAAAGCGAUACACACAGCAGCGGGGGUACGCUACGUGACGACGGGACGAGGCUGCAAGGGAUUGCGCGUGUUCCAGGUCGCAAGGGUCCGCUACGUGUGGGGAGGGCAGUCAGCGUCGUCCAGCGUCGAAAGUGCGGAGGAACGUGCGAGCGAUCAACGCUCCGAGAGCGGUCGCUGGCUGUGAUGCCAGUCACUCGUGAAACGUGAAACGCGAAACUGGGCGAAAGUUUCGCGGCGUGCCCACCUGCCUGAGUUGUGGACGGCGAAAGAGAGAAAGGGGAGAGACGGACAGACGGCGAAGGAGAGAAAGGUAGAGCGAGAGGGAGAGAGUGGCACUCGGAAGGAAUCCCGGAGGAGAUUUCGUCCACCGAUCGACGCCGUCGGUGUGUCGGUGUCGCUCGUUCGCUCGUUCGCUUUUAUUACCUCGUACAAAGGUGCCGGACAGUUCACUCGGUCGGAGAGUGUCCUCGCGCAGUGUCCUCCAAGAGUGCACGCGAGACCUUGGGUUUCCGGUGCGACGUCGGAGCCUGGCCUGGCCUGGCCUGCCCUGCCCUGCCCUGCCGUGCCGUGCCGUGCCGAACUUCCGUCAGCGAGCGGUCGAGCAAGGGAUGUACGAGGGGACAGCGUGACUGACUGACUUGAUGCACACCGGAAGCGGAGAGGGACCGAAAAUGUCGCCACAGAGGAGGACGUCCACCUUUCCCUCGUCAUCGCCGCAUUCCUGGCUGAUCGCCGCGGUCUCGCUCAUCUUUCUCGUCCGAGCGCAGCAUGUAACAGGAUGCCAAUUUUAUCCGGUCGGCGAGUACCUGAAAUUCGUCAGGGUACCGGAGAACCUCGAGACGGGGACCGAAAUUCUCUCACUGGAGGCCCAUCCGAGAAGCCGACUUGCCAUUUUGCCGGUCGACAAGGAGGAAGACGCUGAUUUCUUCGCGUACAAAGAGACGAACAAAACGCACGUUUCCUUGGUCCUCGCACAGUCCUUGGAGGAUCUGGUGGAUGCGGAAGCCCCGAGGAACCUGUUGAAAUUUCGAGUCUCCUGCGAGUCGGGCACCGAUGAUUCGUUGGUAUCGUCGCAUUUGUCGGUGACGGUCUACGUGGAGGAUAUAAACGACCACGCGCCGCAAUUUGUCGAUGCGCCUUAUCAUGUGACGGUGGACGAGCUCACGCCAGUCGGUGUGACGAUAUUUCGCGGGAUUCACGCUGUGGAUGGCGACAAGCCGAACACGCCGAACAGCGACGUCUAUUACGCCAUUGUGAAGGGGAACGAGCAGGGCAAAUUUUCCCUCGAAUCUGGCCACAGGACCGCUCUGAUACUCCGCAAGCCGGUCGACUACGACAGCGGGGAUCGCGAGUUUACUUUGGUCAUUACGGCGACUGACCGAGGCGUUCCCGCCAGAAGUACGAACAGCACCGUCAAGAUAACCGUGGUGGAUAACGAUGAUCUUGACCCGAAGUUUACGCGGGACAUCUACAAGGCGAAAAUCUACGAGUUUUACCCUAUGCCGCAUUAUCCAAUCUUCACGGAGAUCAAUUUCACCAGCCCGAUCCACGCGGCCGAUCGCGACCGGGACAUAAACGUGCCGGUGCGAUACGACAUCAUAUCCGGCAACGAACGCGGCUUCUUCCACCUCGACCCGAAGAACGGCUCGCUGUUCCUGAAGCGGGCGAUCGAUCUCGAUGCCGAGCGCAGUUUGCCGGCCAACACGUUCAAUUUGCAGAUCCACGCUUCGCAGGUGGACAAUCCGCUGAAGAUGACGGUCGCGCGAGUCGAGGUGGAAGUGCUCGACCUGAACGACAAUCUACCGCAGUUCGAGGUCGACCUGUACAACAUCAGCAUCGUGGAGAACCUGCCGAACGGCUUCAGCGUGCUGCAGGUGAUCGCGCGCGACAAGGAUCAAGGUGAAAACGGCGAGUUUGAUUACAAGCUGCAGGAUCCCUCGGGUGCGUUCUCCGUGGACGCAGAUUCCGGCUGGCUCACUGUCAAGGAUCAGGCGGUCCUGGACCGGGAGAAGCGCGACCACCUGAAGAUGAGGGUUUACGCCGUGGAGCACAGACCGAGCGUCGUCGCGACUGAGGGUGAUCCAAAGACUGCCUCGUCCGUGGACGUCGAGGUGACCCUGCUCGACGCCAACGAUAACAACCCGAUCUUCGUGCCGGGCAAUCUCUACGAAUUGGUGGCGAGGAGCGACGCGAGAGUCGGCACUGUGCUCGGCCAGGUGCACGCGAUGGACGAUGACCUCGGGCCGAACGGACUGGUCCGCUACCGGUUGCAGAAACCCGGCAACUCCACGCUGCGGAAGCCACCGUUCGCGGUGAACGAGCAGACGGGAGUGAUCACGGUGUCGGAGAGUCCGAUACUCGAAGGUAGACACGCGAUCUUCGUGGAGGCGGCCGAUCAGCCGGCGAACCCCAGCGAGAGGCGAUUCUCCUUGGCGGUCGUCACGGUGGACGUUUUCCGUGCGGACGGCCCGGAUUCGUGGGAACCAGAUUUCGUCGGCGCGCCCUACGAGUUCUGGGUCGGCGCGAACGUGCCCGUAGGUACGAGCGUCGGGCAGAUUCGCCUAAACGACGCCGUGAAAACCAACGACCUCAUCUACGACUUGCUGCACGGUUACGAAGAGGGUGUUCCAUUUGCCGUGGAGGAGCGCUCCGGCACGAUAACGGUCGUGGAGGAGAUCGAGCGCUUCGACCGAUCUAUAUACGACUUCGAGGCGGUCGUCAGCGACGAGAGGGAGCUCGCGCUCAUCACGAAUGUGUCGAUCCACGUGGUGGACCCCAACGACGACCGCGGCAUUUUCACCAAGGGAACGACCACCGCUUCUCUGGUCUUCCACGUGAAGGAGAACGUUCCCGGCGCAUUGAUCGGCCAAGUGCUUCCGCACAAUCGCACAGCCGCGGCGGCGACUAUGUCUGGCACUCGAUUCCUUAUCGUCAAUCAGCAGGAUGUGCCCGAUGUCGCUAUUAUGGAGGACGGUUCUCUCUAUGCUCCGGAGGGCCUGGAUCGCGAGACGAGGCAGAAUUACAGCAUCACCGUGAUUGCCGAGAGCUCGCGAGGCGUCGGCGUGUUCCAGGUACGAAUCGUCGUCGACGACGAGAACGAUCACGCGCCGGAGUUCACGCUGUCCGCUUACGACGGCCGGAUCAUGGAGAACAGCCCCGCCGGGACGGAAGUCACCCUGUCAAGUCCGAUUGUAGCGAGCGACAAGGACGAGGGUGCGAAUCAAAAUUUCAUCUUUGCUUUGCGCGGUGAGGGCAACGGUUUGUUCCGGAUCGACCCGAUAACAGGCCGCGUGUACUUUGUGGCCACCGACGACAACAUCCUGGACCGUGAGUCAAGAGCCAACUACGAAUUCCAAGUUACCGCCACCGACACUGGCGGCUUGACGUCGGAGAGCACGUUGAGGAUCACAGUGUUGGAUGUGAACGACAACGCGCCCAAGUUCAUACGAAUGGUCGUGCUGCCGGACCAGGGUGUGCGGGUGUCGCAGGAGCCGGAUGUCAAGGACGAGGCGACGGAAGACGGGAGCGUCGAGACCGGCGGCGGGCGCCGCUCGCCGUUGCUGUUGGUGCCGGAGAACACGACGAUCGGCGCGCCGAUAAUUCGUCUGCUGGCGGACGACAAGGACGAGGGUGCGAACGCGGCGAUAACGUACAGUCUCGGCAACGAGACGACUUCCGGCAGCGGCGUGCGAUCGCGGCGUUACGACGCGAGCAGCCGCCGUUACUUCCACCUCGACCCGCGCACGGCCGAGAUAUCGGUCGCUCGCAGCCUGCCGCCGGAGAAGGACGUCCGGCUGUUCGUCCUGGCGAAGGACCCUGGCGGCUUGUCCGAUAACAUUACCGUCAGGAUUCACGUGACGGAUGUCAAUGACCACGCGCCGGUCUUCGACAAGUCCUGGUACACCUUCGACGUGGCAGAGGGAGUCUACAACGACUGGACGAUCGGCGCGGUUCGCGCGCUCGACGCCGACUACGGCGCGAACGCCGAGCUCACCUACGAACUCAUCACCAGCCACGAGGACUCGGGUCUCGUCGGGCUGAACAACGCGUCGCGGUCGUUCAACGUGGACCCGUACGAGGGUGUGAUACAAGUGAGCGGGACGCUCGAUCGCGAGAGGAUCACAACUCACCGUCUGCUCGUGGUAGCUCGCGAUCACGGCUCGCCCAGCCUCAGCUCCUCCGUCGAGAUCGAGAUCAACGUGUUGGACGUGAACGACAACGCGCCGAUGUUCCACGGUUACGACGAGCUGGAAGAAGGCGCCACUCGUUUGCCGGUCUACCGGGUCUCCGUGCUGGAGAACAGCCCGAUCGGCACGCAGGUGGCCAAGGUGUACGCGAACGACAGCGACUUUGCCGGUAACGGCAACGGACUGAUCUUGUUUGACCUGAGCUACCAGGAUCGUGCGGAGAAGCAGUACUUUGCGGUGGACAGCAAGGAAGGCGUCAUCACAACCAUCGCCAAGCUCGAUUACGAGACCAAGAGGAGUCACCGUCUGAUCGUCACCGCGAGCGACCUCGGUUCACCGGUUAGUCUCACCUCCUCGGCGGUGGUUCUCGUGACGGUGUUGAAUGUUGACGACGACGACGACGACGACGACGACGACGACGGGAACGGUGGCCGCCAGGACGCUGACAACGAGGUGCACAAGAUGCCGACCUUCCAGCAUAGGUAUUACGAGGUGGAGGUCGACGAGAAUACCACUGUGCCGCUGUUGGUCGCACAGCUCGACCUCGCUGAGGAUUAUCACGGCGAUCACAUCAGGUACAGCGUCGUGGCAGACGGUUCCGACAGCAGGGAUCAUUUCUCCGUCGACCCCAAGAACGGAUCCCUCUAUCUCACGACGGAGAUCGACCGGGAGACUCGGGAGCGUUACGAGGCGAAGGUCAGGGUCGACCGGGUGAAGAUCGGCCGUGGCAUGCCGGUGAUGAUCUAUCCGGUGACCGGCGACAGAUUAAACGGCCUGGCGCCUAACGAAGCCAGGGUGAUCGUGAGGGUGAAGGACGUGAACGACAAUGCGCCCAGAUUCAAGUUCAAAGGCAGGCCCAUCCUCGCGGCCAUACCCACUAGCGCUCAUUACGGUUACGAGGUCGUCAAAGUGGAGGCCGAGGAUCCGGACGAAGGGGUAAACGGCGAGAUACGCUACCAGAUUCUUGGCCGGGAGGAUGCGCCGCGUUUCGCCAUCGACCCGCUCAGCGGCCAAGUGAGAUCCGUGGCGAGUUUCGGACGCGACGCCGGACGCGUCUUCGGUUUCGACGUCAAGGCCACCGACAGGCAGGGCGCCGAGAACGGACGCAGCAGCAUCGCCAACGUCUUCGUGUACGUGUUGGACGAUCAGAAACAAGUUGUCAUGGUGAUGGGACGGAAGCCUAUCGAGAUCGAGCCGGAGCUCGACAACAUCACCGUCACACUGCAAAACGUCACCGGCUUGGACGUGAGAGUGCGCAAGCUGGAGCCGCAUAUCGAGAAGAACCUGAUCGACGCGGCCUCCACCGAUGUUUAUCUCUACGCGAUCGACCCUCAUCUGAACGUCAUGGUGGACAUGGACACGUUGCACAGCGUUUUCAACAGCAAAAAGAUGGACAUAAAGCGCGAGCUGGACGAGUAUCGCGUGCUGGAGAUCGCCGGCAGCGCUCCGCGUAGGGGCAAUCAACGUUACCUGCUGUCAACCCUCGAGGUGGGCGUCGUGGUGCUCGGCUGCGUCGUGUUCGUCGGCGCCCUCGUGACCGCCCUGUGCGUCGCCUGCGUCCGCCGCAACAAACGUCGUAGACGACGGGAGAAGGCGAUGUUCUCGACCGUCGGCCCGGUAGGAUUUGCAUUGACGGACCCCGCCGGCACCCUGCAAAAACCGCCGCUCUUUCCCACCUUCGUCGACGGCCUUCACUACGACCCCGAGCCCUUCUGCUCCGAAAUGCCCAGGCGGCAAAGCGUAUGCGAGCACGGCAGAACAUGCGGCAGCAGCUGCGUCCGUUUUCACACGGUGGGCGGGGGUGGCAAACACGCGGUGAGGUCGACGGGUACGUUGAAAGGCCUCGAGGCAUCUGCGACAUCCUUGCAUUCCAGCGGUCAGGAUUCUGGCAUCGUGGCGCGCGCGUCCUGCCAUUGCAGUCACUCGUCCAGUCCUUCCAGCGGCGAGAGCAGCAAUGGCUACGAGGAUUCGCUGAAAUCUCUUCAGCGUCGCGAGAGGGCCAAUGAGGUCUCGCGAGGGGUCCACGACACCUCGAGCGUGGUCGGGAGACGGGCGAAUCUGGCUGCGAAGCGACGCCAACGAUUCCACUCGUUCUCGAACGGCGAAACGGUUUAUACCCACGAGAUGACGUUACAGCGGGAGCAGCAUUGCUGCGGCGGUACCGAGAAGAGGCGGAAAGCGGAGCACCGUCGCGCGCAUUCCGAAGCGGAGAACAAUAUCACCGAGACGGUGAUACACGAGCAUCCGGGAACGGAAAUCUCGUUAGCCAGCUCCCUGCCGAACACGUCGACUCUUCAUGGUACAUCAAGAACUAGCCACAUGCUCUACUGAUGGUACCGAUCUGUAGAAGGAGGAGAAUCUCCGGCCGAGAGGGACGCCGAGGUGUCGACCACGUAUUUUCCCAUUCGUUAACUUAAACCUCCCUUUGCAAAGUCGCGCGUAACAAUUACUCUCCUACGUCGUGUCAUCCCCCUGCCAAAGUGUUCGCGCACGUCGUCGAAUCGCAGAAUCAUUCAUUUCUGUAAAUACACGACACUGCUCUUCAACACAUUCGAUCUUCCUUCCUGAAUCAAUCGGGAUAGAUUAGAUAACAGCGCCGGUAACUAUCGUUAAGAUUAUUUAUCGCGCAAAUAUUGAAACGUGAGAUGUAAAUGUUUAUGUAUGAUAUUUGAUAUGCCGUAUAAUCCGCGUGUUGUAGAUUGUGUACAGAUAUAUAUAUAUAUAUAUAUAUAUGUUUUUUGUUUAUACGUUUAGUCAGAGAUUUUUCCAGCGGGUUAUAAUCCCGAUUGUAAUCCUUAGCGGCCUUAUUUAAUCUUUUCAUGUAACAUGUGUGGACGUUUGUAGAAUGUAAUAAAGUGUAACAUAGUGUAUUUUAUGUCCCGCACUGGCGAGUUCCUCGCCGAUUAACGUCUUGUAAAUCGUUGAUAAGGGGAAUAGAGGUAAUAAAGGAUAUGUAAAUUUUUC
Messenger RNA from Harpegnathos saltator (Jerdon's jumping ant), 7194 nucleotides. It is a transcript of the gene Cad89D, whose product is annotated as cadherin 89D. The coding region runs from base 685 to 6561 and encodes 1958 amino acids. Gene Ontology annotation, molecular function: calcium ion binding; beta-catenin binding; cadherin binding. NCBI's taxonomy places the organism in Eukaryota, Metazoa, Arthropoda, Insecta, Hymenoptera, Formicidae. Gene Ontology annotation, cellular component: plasma membrane; catenin complex. The transcript is spliced from 22 exons. The record is from RefSeq and is a predicted model, not a curated record. Gene Ontology annotation, biological process: homophilic cell-cell adhesion; multicellular organism development; cell migration.